UUACUUCAGUUCCCCAUCUAGCUGGCUACCUCCUCUUCCUUCUGUCUAUUUUAUCUAUUCUCAUCCCAUUUAUGCACAUGUACAAACUCCUGUAGAUAAUACUUCAGUGCCCCUGGCCUCUCCAUAAGACAAUAUAUAUUCUCUUCUCUUCACAUCCAAGAAGACCAUCACACUUUUUCCUGGCUGCUUGCACGCACACACACACACACACACACGCUUGCCAUUCAAUCAUAAGUUUUUUUGUAGAAACAUUUUCAAGGGGAAAAAAAAACAUGGGAAGAGGAAGAGUAGAGUUGAAGAGGAUAGAGAACAAGAUCAACCGUCAAGUGACUUUCUCUAAGAGAAGAAAUGGUCUGCUCAAGAAAGCUUAUGAACUUUCUGUUCUUUGUGAUGCUGAAGUUGCUCUCAUCAUUUUUUCAAGUCGCGGCAAGCUCUACGAGUUCGGCAGCUCUGGGAUAACUAAAACCCUUGAGCGAUAUCAACGUUGCAGCUUGAGUCCUCAGGAGAAUGCUGCUGAAAGAGAAACACAGAGCUGGUACCAAGAGGUCUCAAAACUGAAGGCCAAGUACGAAUCACUACAACGCGCUCAAAGGCACCUACUUGGAGAAGAUCUUGGUCCAUUGAAUGUGAAAGAGUUGCAGAAUCUUGAAAAGCAGCUUGAGGGAGCUCUUCUCCAGGCUAGGCAAAGGAAGACUCAGCUAAUGAUUGAACAAAUGGAAGAGCUCCGAAGAAAGGAGCGGCAGCUUGGGGACUUGAAUAAGCAGCUUAAGAUUAAGGUUUCCCUGGAAAUGUCAUCGCUUGAAGCAGCUGAGGGACAAGGCUUAAUAAGAGGCCUCCCUUGGCUUUGGAGUUCGAGUGUACCAAGUGGAAGCAGCAUGUUUCCUAUGCACACUUCUCACCCCAGUGCCGCCAUGGAUUGCGAUCCUGAGCCUGUCCUACAGAUAGGGUAUCAUCAGUAUGCUCCGGCAGAAGGUCCUUCUGCCCCGAGGAGCAUGGCCAUUGAGAGUAACAUCAUCCAGGGGUGGGCUCUUUGAUAUCUCUUUGCAAAUCUUUUAUACGUUUGAUGCAAAAAACCAAUUCAAUGAUUUGUGCUUUUGGAUUUGAACAUGUUAAUCCCAUAUGAAACUAAGUACUUUAUAACUAGCUGCUUAAUUUUGUAUUUACAGAACUUGAAACUUACGCAUUUUGAUCUUUAUUGCAAGGAUUAUAAUCGCAUGAUGUAGACUGUUUGAAUCUUAA
Messenger RNA from Coffea arabica (coffee), 1239 nucleotides. NCBI's taxonomy places the organism in Eukaryota, Viridiplantae, Streptophyta, Magnoliopsida, Gentianales, Rubiaceae. The record is from RefSeq and is a predicted model, not a curated record.